Messenger RNA from Acanthochromis polyacanthus (spiny chromis), 1716 nucleotides. Its product is annotated as GTPase IMAP family member 9-like. Lineage: Eukaryota; Metazoa; Chordata; Actinopteri; Pomacentridae. The transcript has a single exon. The coding region runs from base 87 to 1478 and encodes 463 amino acids. The record is from RefSeq and is a predicted model, not a curated record. Gene Ontology annotation, molecular function: GTP binding.
GGAAACAGAAAUGGUGACUAGUGUUAGUUUUUAACAUUUUGAAAGUAAAUGGUACUUUUUCUUUUUCCUGCUUCCAAACAGGAUCAAUGCCACGAGCCACUGAGGAGCUGAGGAUUGUGCUGGUGGGGAAGACUGGAUCUGGGAAGAGCGCCUCAGGAAACACCAUUCUUGGCUGCGAGUCCUUUGAAUCAGUGAUGAGUCCCACGUCCAUUACUGAUGAGUGCUCCAAGGCCAGAGCGACGGUGGACGGACAAGACGUGGUGGUUAUCGACACCCCGGGUCUGUUUGACACCAGGCAUGGGGUGAACACCACAUGUAGACACAUCAGCCAGUGCAUCUCUUAUGCUUCUCCAGGACCCCACGUCUUCUUGAUCGUCAUUGGACUGGCCAGAUUCACAGAGGAAGAGUUGAAGACAGUGCAGCAGAUUCAGGAGCUGUUUGGCCAGGCUGCAGACAGAUACAGCAUGGUCCUGUUCACUCGAGGCGACGACCUCAAAGGCACCACUAUCGAGGAGUUCAUUGGAAAGUCCAUGGAACUGCAGGAUCUGGUGAAUAGAUGCCACGGCCAGUACCAUGUCUUUAAUAAUGAGCUGAAGACUGGCCCUCAGGUCAGCGAGCUGCUUCAGAAGAUCAGAAAUAUAAUGGAGAAUAACGGAGGAAGCCACUACACCAGCGAGAUGUUCCAGGAAGCAGAAAGAUUAAUCAAUGAGGAGAAACAGCGCAUCCUAAUGGCAAAGGAGGCAGAAAUGCGCAUUGAAAAGGAGCAACUGAGGAGUGAAAUGCAAGCAGUAUACGAAGAACAGCUGAGGGAGCUGAAGGAACAUUUUGAGGCUGAAAGGAUGGAGGACAGGAAGGUCAGAGAACAGGAAAAUCAGGCAAUGCAGGCCAGGCUGACUGAACUGACAAAGGAGGGUGAGAGAUUAAUCAAUGCAAAGGUGAAGAUGGAGAUGGAGAAGUUUAGGGAGAAGCAAAAUAUGGAGCUGGUGGUGGCGAGGGAGCGUCAGGACAGGGAGAAGAUGCAGGUGCAGAAUAUGUUUAUGGUGUUAAGCAUGCAGAACAAGCAGAACAUGAUGGCGAUGCAGAAUCAACAGCAGCAGCAGCAAUGGGAGAUAGAAAGGCAGAGAAUGGAGCUGCAGCAUAGAGAUGAUGUAGUGAGAGUGGAGAGGGAGCUCGACAGAGCUCGGUGGGAAGCAGAAAAUGCAAAAAUAGUAAAGGCACAGUAUGAAGGAGAGCUUGAAGCCAAAAAGGAAACUUUGGAGGAGAUGUAUGAAAGAGAGGCCAGAGAAAAAGCUGAAUUAGAGACAAAGUUUCAACAGAAGCUGGAAACUCAGGAGAAAGCUUUGGCAGUGAUGCAUGAAAGACAGGCCAGAAGAAACGCUGAAGAUAGAAAUCCAGUGAUGGCCAUCUUGCAGACUGCAGGUGAACUCUACAAGAAUGUGAGAGAAGUUUUUCAUCAAUUUCAGAAUCCACACAUGUAGACUUCAGGGUUGAUGCAGGAAACAAUAGUUAGAGCAAAUGCAUGGUCAUGAUGUUCAUUUUUUGGUCUUUAAUUUUGUUUCCAUCUGUCAUCGAAUCGUAUGAAGUUUGUUAAACGUCGUAAAAGAUAAACCAUGAUCAACGCUACCUCCACAGAAUUUUUAAAAUAUCACUCUGCAGAAACUAAUGUUGAUCCUGUUGAACAAACACAGAAGUGUGAUGUCUACCUCUAUUCAUCUG